Messenger RNA from Hyla sarda, 2327 nucleotides. It is a transcript of the gene SSX2IP, whose product is annotated as SSX family member 2 interacting protein. NCBI's taxonomy places the organism in Eukaryota, Metazoa, Chordata, Amphibia, Anura, Hylidae. The record is from RefSeq and is a predicted model, not a curated record. Bases 370 to 2013 code for a protein of 547 amino acids. The transcript is spliced from 15 exons.
UGGUUGCCUGGUGACCAGCCAGGUCCCGCCCGCCGCUCUUUGGUUACUUAGUAACCGCUGAGGCCUACGGGGCCGGUAGUUGGUGGGACGAGACUAUAAACCGCCUUAGGCCAAGGAACCCCGGGCUCUGUGCUGCCGUGUAUCCCGGUGAGGUGGAGGAGAGCAGUUUCUGGUGAAUACUAGUUCAGGAAUACAGAAAAGAUGAUCUGUCCCUAUUCUUUGCAUUUGUAGAAUAGACUAGAAGUGUAUUUAAUGUGAGCAGGGCCAUCUGGAGGGGAUUACAUGGAUAAAACAGAGAUGUCUGGAAUGUCUACAUAGAGGAUUUCUCCCUCUGCUGGAUAUCGCUGAUCUGCAUGUUGUAGGCUGGCUAUGGGUGACUGGAGGACGGGAAACAUGCCGGAAUCAGAAAGUAGAAUUAUUUCACGCUACAACUCUGAGCCCAGAAUGACUUCACCAACCCUCCUACAGCCCCCGUUCAGCAUAGCCAAAAUCUCUGAAGAGUUUUGUAAUGAAGACAAUGUAGAGCAGUGUAUAUCGUACAUUGACCAGGAGCUUGUAACAUUGGGUUUUCCGUCUUUGCAAACUGUGUCUAAAAAUGGCGGCGGAAGAAGGCUUCAUGUGGUGUCCAUUAUGAACUGCAUCCAUGAACUGCUCCAGCGACACACCCGAGACCUUAGAAGGCGCGAAGAUGUAGAAAUGCAGCUCCUUAAAGUAAACAGCGAUAUGGAGCAUCUGCAGAACAGUCAAAGUAAACUUAGGGAUCAGCUGGAUCUGACUAAACGAGAAAACGCUGCUCUCCUGGAGAGAGAGCGACAGCAGCAGUGCAAGAACCACAACCUCCUGCAGCUGCUGAAGAAUGAAAAAGAAGAGGUUCAGAAGCUGCAGAAUAUCAUUACCAGUCGUUCCACUCAGCAUAAUCAUAAUAUGAAGAGGAAGGAGCGGGAGUUUAACAAGCUGAAGGAGAGACUGUACCAGCUGGUGAUGGACAAGAGAGACAAAAAAAUCUCCAUCGAUGUGCUGAACUAUGUUGGUCGGGCUGAUGGCAAGAGGAUGGCUUGGAGAACAAGCAAAACAGAUGCCAAAAAUGAAGAGGAGAUGUACAAGGUUCUGCUCGGUGACUAUGAACAGCGGCAGAAGCAGCUAAUGCUUGAGAAUGCCGAACUGAAGAAAGUCCUGCAGCAAAUGAAAAAAGAAAUGAUCUCCAUCCUUAGCCCGCAGAAACAGAAGACUAAAGAGAAACUAGAGGACAGUCUGGGCCCAAUUCUGUCAGAUGGGGAAGAGGACACUGCAGACUCCAGUAAGGACCACCUGAUCGAGUUAUCAUGUGUGGCAGUCAGGGAGCAGCUGGUUAACAGCAUCCGUCAGCAAUGGCGCAUACUGAAGAGUCACGUAGAGAAACUAGACCACCAAGCUUCUCAAGUACGCGUGGUAUCCCCGGAUCGCAAAGGUUUGAUUUCCAGGGAAGAACAUGAAAAAGAGCUCGAUCUACUAAAAGAGGAAAUACAAAGCUGUAAAGAAACCAUAAAUAACCAGCAGCAGCUGUUACAGCAACAAGUUGUUGUAGCAAGUGAUGACGAUACCUCCACCCUGCUGCAGGAUUGCUACCUCCUAGAAGACCAAGAGCGACUCCAGCAAGAAUGGAAACUCUUCAGUGAGCAGAAGAAAAACUUUGAAAAGGAAAGAAGAAGUUUCACCGAAGCUGCAAUCCGGCUCGGUCAUGAGAGAAAAAUGUUUGAGGAAGAUCGAGCGCUGUGGUUAAAACACCAGUUUCUGAAUAUGACCCUGUUUACUGACCGAAAGAGCUCAGAGCACUGCCAACCUCUAAGUGCCUUAAGCCCUGAUCAAGAGUUUCCUAAUGGCCAAUCGAAGUCUCCUCAAAGUAUUCUUCGUCCAUCAACCUCAUCAGAUGUCACAAGAAGCAUUGGAAAAUCACUGCCAGCUACUCCUGCUCCCAAACAACCUCUUAAUAGAUACAGAUCAUUUCGAAUCGAUCCUAAUGGCAGCGACUCGUGAAGUCCGGACAGACUUUGACGCUGGCUCAUCCUCAGCACUUGCACACACCGGCCAGUGGCCUUGUUUCUAAGUUGUCUAAAUUAUGACUACGUCUCUCCCUGGUCUGAUCUUUCUUUUUGCUAUGAAUUUAAUUACUGCCUGGAUAAAUGAGUUGUCUGUUCUGAAUUCUGGAGCAAAUAGAUUAUUUAGCCUAUGUGGCCCUUUUUACGUUAGCGGCUUGUGUGCUCCAGACUGGGGCCCGUGUAUGUAUGUGCUGUAUGUGGAUUUCAUAGCUUAUGACUGAAUGAAUAGAGGUUUUUCUUUUCUUUUUUUCU